AUGCACCACCUCCUGGAGCCGUCCGCGGACAUGGCGACGGCGCUGCUCGCGGGCGAGAAGCUGCGCGAGCUCAUCCUGCCGGGCGCGCAGGACGACAAGGCCGGCGCGCUGGCCGCGCUGCUGCUGCAGCUGAAGCUCGAGCUGCCGUUCGACCGCGUGGUCACCAUCGGCACCGUGCUGGUCCCCAUUCUGCUCGUCACCCUGGUCUUCACCAAGAACUUCGCAGAGGAGCCCAUUUACUGUUACACCCCGCACAACUUCACGCGCGACCAGGCGCUGUACGCCCGCGGCUACUGCUGGACGGAGCUGCGGGACGCGCUGCCCGGCGUGGACGCCAGCCUGUGGCCGUCGCUGUUCGAGCACAAGCUGCUGCCCUACUCGCUGCUGGCCUUCGCGGCCAUCAUGUACGUGCCGGCCCUGGGCUGGGAGUUCCUGGCCUCCACGCGCCUCACCUCGGAGCUCAACUUCCUGCUGCAGGAGAUCGACAACUGCUACCACCGGGCGGCCGAGGGCCGCGCGCCCAAGAUCGAGAAGCAGAUCCAGUCCAAGGGCCCCGGCAUCACGGAGCGCGAGAGGCGCGAGAUCAUCGAGAACGCCGAGAAGGAGAAGAGCCCCGAGCAGAACCUGUUCGAGAAGUACCUGGAGCGCCGCGGCCGCAGCAACUUCCUGGCCAAGCUGUACCUGGCGCGGCACCUGCUCAUCCUGCUGCUCAGCGUGGCGCCCAUCUCCUACCUGUGCACCUACUACGCCACGCAGAAGCAGAACGAGUUCACCUGCGCGCUGGGCGCCGCCCCCGCCGUGCGGGUCAGCUGCAAGCUGCCGGCCGUGCAGCUGCAGCGCAUCGUGGCCGGCGUGGACAUCGUGCUGCUCUGCUCCGUGAACCUCAUCAUCCUCGUCAACCUCAUCCACCUGUUCAUCUUCCGCAAGAGCAACUUCAUCUUCGACAAGCUGCACAAGGUGGGCAUCAAGACGCGCCGCCAGUGGCGCCGCUCGCAGUUCUGCGACAUCAACAUCCUGGCCAUGUUCUGCAACGAGAACCGCGACCACAUCAAGUCGCUCAACCGCCUGGACUUCAUCACCAACGAGAGCGACCUCAUGUACGACAACGUGGUGCGGCAGCUGCUGGCCGCGCUGGCGCAGUCCAACCACGACGCCACGCCCACGGUGCGCGACGCAGUGGCCAGGGGAGGGCAGCGCUGGCGGCCUCAGGGCGAGGAGUCCGCGGCUCAGGCGGUCCGGGACACGCGCAGGCUGGUCACCUCUGGCAGCACCCGGCACCGUGUCCGGGGCUGCGUGUGCGCCCCACAGCCUCGCCCCACCAGCCAGAGCUUGGCCUGA
This is a messenger RNA of Condylura cristata (star-nosed mole), 1338 nucleotides long. It is a transcript of the gene PANX2, whose product is annotated as pannexin 2. The transcript is spliced from 3 exons. Gene Ontology annotation, biological process: positive regulation of interleukin-1 production; monoatomic cation transport. NCBI's taxonomy places the organism in Eukaryota, Metazoa, Chordata, Mammalia, Eulipotyphla, Talpidae. Gene Ontology annotation, molecular function: channel activity. The record is from RefSeq and is a predicted model, not a curated record. Bases 1 to 1338 code for a protein of 445 amino acids.